Lolium rigidum is the source of this 1111-nucleotide messenger RNA. RefSeq lists its product as uncharacterized. The transcript has a single exon. NCBI's taxonomy places the organism in Eukaryota, Viridiplantae, Streptophyta, Magnoliopsida, Poales, Poaceae. The coding region runs from base 76 to 954 and encodes 292 amino acids. The record is from RefSeq and is a predicted model, not a curated record.
GCAGAACCUUCACCCACAACGCACGCACAAACGCCGAGCGCGAGUUAAGCAAGCUCGCCGGCGACGAAGACGACCAUGGCAGUGUACAUCCGCCUCGACGACGCCGUGCGCGCGCGCCUCCGCGGGGACGGGGGCUGCACCAGCAGCGGCAGCGACCACGACGCAUCCGCAUGCCUCUCCGACCUCGUCCAGGCCUUUCUUGAGACCGACGCUGCUGCCGGCGGUGCCGGGGAGGAUGGCGCCGGGCCGGCGCCCAAGGGACGCGACUCGGACGACGACGAGGACGACGGAGCGGAGACGGCCGCGUCCGUGCGGGAGCUGUUCGACCCACCGGCCGCGGAGGACCCGUUCCGGAUCAGGCUGGCGGCCGCCGUGGCCGCCGCGCUGGACGCGGAGGCGCCGCUGCGGGCGCACGGGGCCGCGUUCCGGCGCGCGGUGAUGCGGCGGCUGCGCGCCGCCGGGUACGACGCCGGCGUGUGCAGGUCGCGCUGGGAGGCGUCCGGCGGCCUCACGGCCGGGACGUACGAGUACCUCGACGUGGUCGUGCCGGCCGCAAAGGGCACCAAGAAAACCGCCACCAGGUACAUUGUGGACGCGGACUUCCGGGCCGGGCUGGAGGUAGCGCGCGCGACGGCGGAGUACGCGGUGGUCGUGGCGGCCGUUCCCGCGACGGCGGUUGUCGCAAGGGAGGAGGCCGUGGGCCGCGCCGUGCGCCUGGCCUCCGACGCGGCGCGCCGGUCGCUCCGCGCGCACGGCCUGCACGUGCCGCCGUGGCGCAAGACGCGGUACAUGCUCGCCAAGUGGCUCGGGCCCUACAAGCGCUCGCCGUCGUCUGCCUCCUCGCAGGCGUCCGGGGCAAUGCCGACGCCCGGCGCCACCGGGAUGGACAUCAAGUGCCGCGCCGUCGGUUUCUUCCCGUCGACUUCGGCCGCGCCGGCGGCCAGGAUCAAGUAGCACCCCCACGGCGCCGUUGCCUGGCCGGAAUGACCAUCGUUAAUUAAUUAAUUAAUGUAGAGAGAAGCUGGAUCAGCUCGAGCUGGUCUCCAAUUCGGUUUUCUUUUGUACAUAAUUUUUUGGCCGAGAUUAUGAAAAGAGCAAACUGUUCUUGCAA